This is a messenger RNA of Brassica napus (rape), 1566 nucleotides long. RefSeq lists its product as uncharacterized. The transcript is spliced from 4 exons. NCBI's taxonomy places the organism in Eukaryota, Viridiplantae, Streptophyta, Magnoliopsida, Brassicales, Brassicaceae. The coding region runs from base 1 to 1566 and encodes 521 amino acids. Gene Ontology annotation, molecular function: zinc ion binding; nucleic acid binding. The record is from RefSeq and is a predicted model, not a curated record.
AUGAGUGCUCCAGAAAUCAAAGAUGAAAUGAAGAGGAGGUACAACAUCAUCAUCUCACCUCCACAAUCACAAGUUGCUAGGAUAAUGAUCUUUGAUAAACUCCAAGCUGAAACUAACGAGCAGUUUGCACGGUUAAGAGAUUAUGAGGCUGAAAUUAAGAGGACAAAUAAAAACACCACCGUCGAGAUCAACACCAUCAGAAGAGAGGAUGGAGAAGAAAUGUUCCCCCAAAUCUAUAUUUGUUUUGAUAGGCUAAAGAGGUCAUGGAAACAGAACUGCAGACCCAUCAUCGGCUUAGAUGGUACGUUCUUAAAACACUCUGUCCAAGGGAUGAUUCUCACAGCAAUAGGAAGGGAUCCGAAUAAUCAGAUAUAUCCCAUAGCUUGGGCAGUAGUGUCAGCUGAGAACAAUGAUAACUGGGAAUGGUUCGUUCACAUGUUGAAGCUUGACUUGGAUUUGGGAGAAAGUGAAAACAUUUCUAUUAUAUUUGACAUGCAUAGGAGUUUGAUUCAUGGUGUUUCUAAGGAGUUGCCGAAGGCUAAGCAUCGAGCAUGUGCUAGACACAUCUACGCCAAUCUGAAAAAAUUGCAUAAGUCUGACACUUUGAAGCCCCUCUUUUGGAGAGUUGCAAGCAGUUAUAACGAUGCUGAUUUCAAGAUGAACAUCAAAACUUUCAUAGAAUUUGAUCCGCAGGCAUGUGACGAUCUGCUGAAGAAAGAUCACCGUACUUGGUGCAGAGCCUAUUUUAGGGUUGGUUGCUGUUGUGUUGAUACUCACAACAAUCUGAUAGAGUCUUUCAAUAGGAUUUUGAAGGCUGCAAGGAAGAAGCCAUUUGUGCAGAUGCUUGAGCUCAUUAGGAGAGAUGCAAUGCAAAGAAUAGCGAACAUGUACCUAAUAGCUUGUAAGGAGACUGGAAGACACACAAAGAAAGUAAGAAAGGAGAUAGAGAAGUCUUGUGAGGAAGCACAUCACUUUUACUCAGUCUCAAGUAUUGGGGGAAAAUAUGAGAUUGUGGAGGGGACAAAUGGCUACUUGGUGCAUCUCAAUAGGCGCACCUGUAAAUGGAAAGAGACUUACCACAAAGGUUUGAAGCCGCUUAUUGGUCCUAAGUUUUGGGAAGAAACGGGAGGAAAACGCAUCUUUGCAUCACCUUAUAAACGACCACCAGGUAGACCAAAAGGUAAAGCAAGGAUCAAGGGUGUCCAUGAAUCACCUUCUAAAAAGAAGGUUGGCCGAGAAGGAAGAGAAGGACAUUGUGGUUUAUGUGGUGAAAAGGGACAUAACUCAAGGAGGUGUCCACGUGAGUCUCAGGAGGACAGGGCGAAGAGCAGUCGUCUUAAUGAGGAAGCUCAGUUGGAGGGACAAGUUCAAGCUCAACUACAAGCUCAAGAGGAAGCAAAUGAAGAAGCACAAGAGGAUACUGAGAUGGAAGCUGAUUUAAUGGCUCAGAUAGGAGGAGGCCAAGCACACGAGGAGGCUGAAGUUCAAGAUGAUUCUUCUACGACACCACAACUAACUCAAGUUCUCCGAAGAAGCAGUCGUUUGGCUUCAUUGUUGUUUGGUUGA